CCCCACAUUGGCGGUGCGAAACUAUUAGUGAGCGGUUGUUUAAAACCGAGGGUAAAGUUAGAUUGAAAUAACAGUGAGUGCAGCUCCAACAUGCUGCACAGGAGACCCUAAGGAUCAGAUUUUGGAAGAACACCUGGAUUACUUUUAAGGUGAUUUUUUUUCAAAAACACUUGGUUGUUUCAAACCAUUUUUUUUUAACCUGAGGAAUUAAAGCUCAAGAAGAGGGACAUGGCGAGUGAGAGGAAGCCGAGGCUUUGUGUCAUGACAAAAGGGGACAAAGGCUAUGGAUUUCACUUGCACGGCGAAAAGGGCAAGACUGGACAAUAUAUCCGCAAAGUGGAGCCCGACUCGCCUGCGGAGGAGGCUGGCUUGCGCGCAGGGGACCGGGUGGUCGCCGUGAACGGUGUGAACGUGGAGCGAGAAACGCACCACCAGGUGGUACUGCGGAUCAAGGCCGUGGACAAGGUGACCAGAUUACUGGUGGUGGACCAAGAGACGCACGAAUGUCUCCGCAACCUGCGCCUCACGCCCACAGAGGAGAUGGCCGUCCCCGGGGCUGAGCCUCCGCCCCCUUUCACUCCUCCGCCACCGCCCCAGUCGACUCCUAGCCCAUCGCCUUCGGUACCGUCCUCACCUGGCAAGAAGAAGCGGGAGAACGGUUCGGUGUCCUUGCAGUCCAUGUUGCAGAGGAGUCAGAGUUGUCAGGCGCAGAAGCCGAGCGGGAGACAAACGUCGCCAGCGGUGAAGAAGGCGGGGCAGACCCGGCUGGAAGAAGCCCCCGCAACCGUUACCCAAGCCCGGUCGAGGCUCCACGGCGACCCCGCCGAGUUUGCUCCUCGCCUGUGCCACCUGGUGCGGGCGGACACUCGCUACGGCUUCAACCUACACAGCCAUCGCUCCAGACCUGGCCAGUACAUCCGCCUGCUGGACGCCGGCUCGCCUGCGGACCAAGCCGGACUACGACCUCAGGACCGAAUCGUUGAGGUCAACGGCGUGAACGUGGAGGUCAUGCGUCACAGCGAGGUGGUGGCGUUCAUAAAGAAGGGAGGGGACGAGACCUGGCUGCUGGUGGUGGAUCCCGACACGGACGAGUACUUCAAGAUGAAAGGGAUCACGCCCACCGUCAGCCACAUCAAAGACUACAGCGGUCCAUACGUGUCGAAAAGCUCGCCGAACCCGCUGAUGAACGGCAGCUCCUCGCCGCAUUCCUUCAGGUCAAAGAACUCUGUCCGUAGUAACGGCAGACAGGCCGCCGGCAAAGAGCGAGGCCGUUAUUCGGACCCUUUCGCCGACAUCGGCCUGAACGCCACGGCGGCGGAGGUCAAGCAGAAGCUCACCGCCAAAGAGAAGAGGAAGGCGCCAGAGAUGGACUGGAUGAAGAAAUACGAGCUUUUCAGCAACUUCUGAGAAGAAAAAGAAGCAAGAUCGCAACCCAAGGAUGGAUUUUUCUCUUGAAAAAGCUACUUUAAAUAUUUACUUAAGUCCUUUUAUUGUAUAUUUAAAGUGUUUGAACGGAUAGAAAAAGCAAAAACCACUCACUGAUGAACGUGACAAGCUGGUUCAAGGACAGGUGAUGCUGAAAGUGUCCAGCAGAGGGCAGCAUUGCACCACAAGUACGAGCAAUGUGUUGUUUAUUCCCAUCAGAAUCGGCUUUAUCGGCCAAGAAUGCUUAACAGACGUGGACUUGGUAGCCAGCGCUCUUUGUUCAAUGUGAAACACUUACUAGUUUAGCAGAAGUAAAAAGUGGAGAAUGUAUUUUUGAGGGCAGUGUUACAUUGUAAAUAUGAUCAAGAGGGGACUGCAAAGCACUGACACGAAACAAUGAACUCUUGCGCAAUAAUUAACAUACUGGUGUUCGAAAACUAUCCACCAUAAAAUGAUAUUUACAUACCUGAAUAAAGGAUUAGUUACAGA
Nerophis ophidion (straightnose pipefish) is the source of this 1914-nucleotide messenger RNA. Its product is annotated as Na(+)/H(+) exchange regulatory cofactor NHE-RF2. The record is from RefSeq and is a predicted model, not a curated record. NCBI's taxonomy places the organism in Eukaryota, Metazoa, Chordata, Actinopteri, Syngnathiformes, Syngnathidae. Gene Ontology annotation, molecular function: protein-membrane adaptor activity; signaling receptor binding. The coding region runs from base 229 to 1407 and encodes 392 amino acids. Gene Ontology annotation, cellular component: apical plasma membrane. Gene Ontology annotation, biological process: protein localization to plasma membrane. The transcript has 6 exons.